AUGUGUCGACAUCAGUCAUCAGCGGUUAUAGACGUGAACACCAAUUCCAACUUCAAGGAGGUCGUCACAAAACAUACCGAAAUUGAUGUGACAAUCGACUUCGAGCGAACUGUGCUCGUCGGGUCAACAAUCAUUAUUUUCGAAUCAAGACUGGCGAGUCUGACUGAAAUCACUCUUGAUACCAGCUAUUUAAUCGUGAGACAAGCUACCAUCAAUGGCACCCGAGUUUCUUGGGACUUGAAAGCCUCAAAAGACGCCAAUGGCAGCCCCCUUCAUAUCUACCUCGAUCGCGCCUACGAAAAUGGAGAGGCUUUCAAACUUGCCGGAGAGCCAGUCCACGCACGCUCCAUGUUCCCAUGCCAGGACACUCCAUCUAUCAAGACAACUUUCGACAUGACUAUUCGGUCCAUCUUACCAGUUGUCGCGAGUGGUAUUCCUGAAGAUGACCUAAUCUUCCCUCCCGUCCAGGAGCCCCUAGAGCUCAAGACCUACAAGUUCAAACAGGAGAUCCCAAUCUCUAAUUAUCUGUUCGCGGUGGCUAGCGGGAAUCUUGCGGGAGAGAAGAUUGGUCCUAAGAGCUAUGUUUACUGUGCGCCUGGCGAUCUUGAGGCCUGCAAGGCGGAGUUCAAACCCGAUUUGCAAGCCAUAAUUAAGUCUGCUGAGAACCUCAUCUUCGAGUAUCCAUGGCCGCUUUACAAUCUCGUUGUCCUGCCAAAGUCGUUUCACUUAGGAGGCAUGGAAAACCCAGUCUUCAACUUCUACAGCGCUACUGUUGUCUCGGGCGACCGUGAGAACAUUGGAGUCGUGGCCCACGAGUUCGCUCACAGCUACAGUGGAAACCUUGUCACUAAUGACGCCUGGGAGCACUUCUGGUUGAACGAAGGAUGGACUGUCUACAUAGAGCGUUGCAUCCUGCGAGACCUCCGCGGGGAAGAGGCAGUCCAGCUUGAAGCCAUCGUGGGAUGGCAAGAUCUGCUCUACAACAUUGAAGCUUAUGGUGGCAACGAAAGCGUGUUCACAAGUCUCGUUCUAGAAUUUCAGGGAAAGAGGCCUGACGACAUCAUGUCGAAGAUCUCCUACGAAAAAGGCUACACCUUUUUGUGUUUCCUGGAACAGCAGGUGGGGAGGGAGAAGUGGCACAAAUUUGUUCCUCACUACUUCAAGACUUUCUUCGGCAAAAGCGUCAACUCUCAGCAAUUCAAGAAUUGCGUUCUGGAGUUCUUCUCUCAGGACGUCUACGCCGCAGCUGCCCUUCACACAGUUGACUGGGAAACCUGGUAUCACAAACCCGGUGCACCGCCAAAGCCUAUGUUCGACUCCAGCCUCUACAGAGAUUGCAUUGAAUUAUGCGACAAGUGGAAGAUGCUUAGUUCGAACGAAAGCGCCUUUACGCCCUCGUCUAAGGAUGUUGAGGGCUGGACGGUUGGACAAUUGUUAGUCUUUCUCGACCUUCUGAUUGAAAGUUCCAGUCCUAUCCCCAAACAGUUCAGCCACGCACUGGGUUCACAGUAUGGUUUACUGUCCUCAGGGAAUCUGGAGGUAGUUAGUCGCUAUCUCCGUGUUGCACUGCGAGCAGGCGACGAAAGUGUCUUGAAGCAGACCGAAGAGGUUCUUAGCCAGACCGGCCGUAUGAAAUUCGUCAAGCCACUGUAA
Molecule: messenger RNA, 1653 nt
Organism: Colletotrichum chrysophilum
Lineage: Eukaryota; Fungi; Ascomycota; Sordariomycetes; Glomerellales; Glomerellaceae
Exons: 5
Coding region: 1-1653 (550 amino acids)
Biological process (GO): proteolysis
Cellular component (GO): cytosol
Molecular function (GO): zinc ion binding; metallopeptidase activity; aminopeptidase activity
Source: RefSeq, a predicted model, not a curated record